AUGGCCGAAAGGGGAAAGAAGUUACAACGGAAAUUUGUAGGACCUUAUAAGGUUACCCAACACGUGGGAAAUGUAGUGUAUAAGUUGGAACUACCACCGAGUUUGUCUCGGAUCCACAACGUUUUUCAUGUAUCCAUGCUUAAGAAAUAUCACCCAGACCCUCCUCAUAUCUUGCAAUCGGAAAAUAUUGAAAUUGAUGAGGCGCUGACCUAUGAGGAGAAACUGGUAAAGCUUCUAGAUCUUAAGGUGAAAGAACUGAGGAACAAGCGGAUUCCGUUGAUGAAAGUUCUUUGGAGGAACCAUGGACAAGAGGAAGCAACCUGA
Molecule: messenger RNA, 324 nt
Organism: Coffea arabica (coffee)
Lineage: Eukaryota; Viridiplantae; Streptophyta; Magnoliopsida; Gentianales; Rubiaceae
Source: RefSeq, a predicted model, not a curated record